This is a messenger RNA of Vicia villosa (hairy vetch), 1323 nucleotides long. RefSeq lists its product as uncharacterized. The transcript has 3 exons. Lineage: Eukaryota; Viridiplantae; Streptophyta; Magnoliopsida; Fabales; Fabaceae. The coding region runs from base 1 to 1323 and encodes 440 amino acids. The record is from RefSeq and is a predicted model, not a curated record.
AUGGCCAAUAACAACAUACCUAGUCCUGAUCCCUUCAUCCUGGAACAACUGAUUGAAGAUUCCAGCCGCGAACUGACGAAUCGCCGUCGGCAGGAACGUGCUUUUGCCGGACAGAGGCAACAGAUUCAGCACAUUCAACACGUGCACGGCCUUCAACAAGUCCAGAACGUCGAACAAACCCAUCCUGAAGGACAAGUUCAGAACGGGGAAGACGGGCAGACCCGGCCCCAGACUGAGCCAGAGCAGCUCCAAGUGGUGAAUGAAACUGAUACCCGAGACGGGCAACCCGCUUCCUCGUUCACCCACACCUCUGACAGGCGAAGAAGCCGUAGCCCGGACGAGGAGGAACAGAUCAACAUUCCCGAGGGCGCUGAUCCGACCGCCAUCCUCCUACUCAAAGAGCUGCAGAAGACCAACCGCCUCAUCCGCCAACAGGGCGACCGCAUCCACGACCUGGAAAGGAAGCAACGAUAUCGCUCCCCCCAACGGAGACGCCAUCGGUCACGUUCCUAUUCCUCUUCGCGGUCUCCUCCGAGGAGAAGUCGCAAGCGCAGUCCAUCUAGGUCUCGCUCCCCCUCGAGAAGAAACCGGCGCCAGCGGUCUUAUUCCCGCUCUCCACCUCGAAAGACUCGGAAGAAUCAGAAACCUGAAACCACUGAAGCCAAGAGUCUCUCACCCGAGCAGGAGCACCGAGGCCCCUCCAAAGCCGUGCAGAAAGUCCGCGAGCAUUCUCCAAAAGACAACCGCAAAAUCUCGGGCAAAGCACACACUAAAUCCCAGCGGGGCAGACAUUCAAACUCCCCUGAACCUAGCGACGAAGAGGAUUUCCGCAGUCCCUUGUCCGAGCAAAUCCGGCGUGUUCGUCUUCCCCGGGGGAUGGAAAAACCACCAGCCUUGGACCACUAUGACGGGACCACCGACCCCGAUGACCACAUAAGGAGCAUCGAAGCUGUCAUGGACUACCAUGUGGAUCUUUUCCUAAGCCACUUCACCGCGUCUCGUCGGCAACCGAAAUCAGAAGCAAAUCUUGAGGCAGUAAUCCAAGGUACCAACGAAUCUUUGAGAGACUACCUCGACAGGUUCAACAAAGAAGCUGUCCAAGUGCAGACCGCGGACUACAUGAAGAGGCUCAGGCCUUCAUCAGAUAUGAGGAAGCAGAGGCUGCUACCACGAGAGCGUCACGGGACAACGACGCCGCUCGCAGUUCAAACCAUGAGCCCUCAACUUCGAGGCGCGGGCACGAGAGAAGGAAAGACGACAGGUCUCUCGAUAUCAAAGAACGCCGUGGACCUUCUGGUCGUUUCAACGAAUAUACCCCGCUGA